This is a messenger RNA of Stylophora pistillata, 2480 nucleotides long. RefSeq names its product endothelin-converting enzyme homolog. The record is from RefSeq and is a predicted model, not a curated record. Gene Ontology annotation, molecular function: metalloendopeptidase activity. Lineage: Eukaryota; Metazoa; Cnidaria; Anthozoa; Scleractinia; Pocilloporidae. Gene Ontology annotation, cellular component: plasma membrane. Gene Ontology annotation, biological process: protein processing.
AUAGAGAAUUGGAUGUUGGGUGAAAAGCUGCUACAUGUCGUGCACUUGUUCAAGUAAAAGCAGUCUGAUUACUGCCUGUUUGGCUGACUUUUAUUGACUCUAUGUACAGUGUUAUCUAUAAGGAUAAAGUUGUCAAAUCACACUGUAUUUUCCCUGUGGAGGACUACUACAGAGUACUAGAAUGCCAGACCUCUAUUCUUUGCACCUGUUCAUUUUAGUAAUAGCUAUCUGGGUGCUACUUGUUUGACUGACUUUAAUUGACUCUACUUACAGUUUUAUCUAUAAGGAUAAAGUUGUCAAAUCACACUGUAUAUUCCCUGUGGAGGACUACUACAGAGUACUAGAAUGCCAGACCUCUAUUCUGUACACCUGUUCAUAUAAAAGCUAUCUGAGUAUUGCCUGUUUGACUGACACUUAUUGACUCUACAUAUAGUUUUAUCCAUGAGGGUAAAAUUCAGUGUUGUCCCACACUCUGUUACCCUUGUAGAAGACUGCUGUGUACCUUGUUUGAUUAAAGCCAGAUCCUUAGCUUCUAGUAAGUACUAAGGUUUAUGCUUAUAUGUCUGUUCCAAAUCAAUGACAGGCCACUCAGAUGGUCGAUGCUGUACGUGAUGCAUUUAAAAGAGGUCUACCAGAUCUGGAGUGGAUGGAUGAAAAGACACGCAAGGCAGCUGAAGACAAGGCGGAUGCAGUGGUAGACAUGAUUGGAUUUCCAGACUACAUCAAGGAUCCACAAAAACUUGAAGAGAAGUACAAGGGGCUUGAAUUCAGUCCUAAGAAUUAUUUUCAGAACGUACGCAACUCUGAUGACUUCCAUCUCUCCAAGACCCUGAAUAUGCUCCGCAAGCCUGUUGACAAGCAUAAGUGGUAUAUGACACCACAAACUGUCAAUGCUUACUAUAGUCCAUCCAGGAACCAGAUUGUAUUCCCAGCAGGAAUUUUGCAAGCUCCAUACUAUAACAGGAACUUCCCAAAGGUUGUGAACUUUGGAGAAAUUGGAGCAGUGGUGGGCCAUGAACUUACUCAUGCCUUUGACAAUUCAGGUCGCAUGUAUGAUAAAUAUGGAAAUUAUGGGACACUGUGGUGGACACAAAAAUCUGUGGAACAAUAUGAGAAGAGGAGUGCAUGUAUGAUACAGCAGUAUUCAAACUUUUCUUACUUUAAUAAGAAUGUAAGUGAAAUGGCUUAUAAGGAAUGGGAAAAGAAAGAAGGCGUCGAACCUCCUCUCCCUCUUCUUAACAUGACAGCAGAUCGAACAUUCUUCACAGCAUUUGCACAGAGCUGGUGUGCGAACAUAAGAGAACAGGUUGCGAUAGUCAGGCUGGAUUCUGACUCUCACUCACCCGAUAAAUUCAGAGUCCUGGGUUCAUUGUCUAACUCCGAAGAUUUUGCUGCAGCCUUCGAUUGUUCUCCAGGAAGCAAAAUGAACCCUCGUAACAAAUGUCACAUCUGGUAGAGAUACUGAUUCUCUUGAACACUGUCUCAAAAGAGAACUUAUUUAAUAGUGAAGUCACUGAAAUCUCUAUAUUAAAAAGUCACCAUUUCCUGGCAGACUCUUAAAUUUCAAACAAUCCUUGUUAAUAUAUACUUUAAUUUUUUAUUUAUGCAUGCAGUUUCAAUUCUUCUAUUUGAUUUCAUGUCGUUUUUUGUUACCUUUGAUUUAGUUAUUUUUAUAAGGCUUUCACUUCCAGAUCUCAUUGGUAACUCCCCUUACUUUCUGCCAUACAACUUUUAUAAUAUUAGUUUGGAGAAUUUGGUUUUGGAUCAACUAAUGAUCCCUUGAGUGAUGUUUUUCUUACUCUCGUCCUUUGUCUGCUCGAUACUAUACUGAAAUUGUAGGGAGAAAUUCCAUCUUGGUCUCUCGAUCACGGCAGUUGAACUAGAAUCUCAAGGUCUUCUUUAAUUUAAAUACUUAAACAAAAGGACUUUUUUUAAUUUGCAAGUCAUGCCAGUGACUUAAAAUGUUGUAGUAAUUAAACUUAUUCCAAGGUAAAAGGUGGUACACAAGGAAUUUUAUUUUAAUUAUUGCUAUUGAUUACUUGAAGUACUAAUUAAUAUAAAUGUAAUUUUCAGUGAAGGGGCUUUGUUAUAGUUUUUUAGCAUUUGCUUAUUGUCAGAAAGGAAAAUGUAAUUGUUAUUAUUUACUAUGUAGGUAGUGUUUAUUUAAUUUUAAAUACUGGUACUCAUUUAUGUGUAGAGUGUUUCCUAGACAUAAUCUUGUUCACAAAGAUAAUGUGAGAGUAUAAAUGGCAAAUUGAUCAUUUUGGUCAGUAAAGGUACAGCUGGCUUGUACAUAAGAGGACGCAUGAAAUAAGUGUGGUUUUUUGGUAGUUUUGGUAAAUUAUAUCUUUUGUUUUGUUUCUUAUUUCCAUUUUAAAUAGGAAAAUAGGGUAAUGAGAAAAUGUAGAUACACACAUCAAAAAAGAGACGUAAUGCUGUAUAAGGGCCAAAUUUCAUCAUUAAUAUAUUUUAUUACAUGA